Messenger RNA from Zingiber officinale, 1370 nucleotides. RefSeq names its product 2-methoxy-6-polyprenyl-1,4-benzoquinol methylase, mitochondrial-like. Gene Ontology annotation, biological process: ubiquinone biosynthetic process. The record is from RefSeq and is a predicted model, not a curated record. The coding region runs from base 240 to 1109 and encodes 289 amino acids. Gene Ontology annotation, molecular function: methyltransferase activity. Lineage: Eukaryota; Viridiplantae; Streptophyta; Magnoliopsida; Zingiberales; Zingiberaceae. The transcript has 9 exons. Gene Ontology annotation, cellular component: mitochondrion.
GAAUUAUUAUUGGGUGCCUUUUUUUUUAAAACAUUCUACUCGUUCCUUUACCUAGGGCCAUGCUGUAAUCGCGUCUGCCAGAUCACUGUCGCGCCGCCGCCGCCGACGACGACGAUAGGAUACUGUAUCGAGGAAGUUUGCGCCCACAGCCCAGAUCUACUAUUUUUGGAGAGAACAAUUGUCUCAUUGUUUUCUUGCUUCAUCAUUUGAAAAGGGAUAAUAGAUUGGCAAAUCAUAUCAUGGCAUUGCAAAGGACCAUCAGAAAACUAAUCAACAGUCAAAAUUACCUCCUUCCUCGAGGGGCUGCAUUUCUCCAUUCACAUGCAACCAGCUUUGGAUUUACAGAAGUCAACGAAGAAGAAAAAAGAAAAUUGGUUGGCAAUGUCUUUAGUAGUGUGGCUUCUAAUUAUGAUCUGAUGAAUGAUUUGAUGAGUGUGGGAUUGCACAGAUUGUGGAAAGAUAAAUUGAUUUCAAAGUUGGGUCCUUUUCCUGGGAUGAAGCAUCUUGAUGUAGCUGGUGGCACAGGGGAUAUAGCUUUCCGCGUGUUGGAAAGCAUUAGAGGUGUCAGUCAUAAAGCCAUGCAUGACAGUUUUGCUGAAACAGAAGGGCAAACACAAAUCUUUAUAUGUGACAUUAACCCAAAUAUGUUGAAUAUUGGCAAGAAGCGUGCUACUGAGAGAGGAUAUACAAAAAACAGCUAUCUGCAUUGGGUGGAAGGAGACGCAGAAGCAUUGAGUUUUGAGGAUGGGUCAAUGGAUGGUUACACAAUCGGGUUUGGUAUUAGAAAUGUAACACACAUUGAGAAAGCUCUGGCAGAAGCCUAUAGGGUACUGAAACAAGGAGGCAGGUUCUUAUGCCUGGAAUUAAGCCAUGUUGAGUUGCCCAUCUUCAAAGAGCUAUAUGACUAUUAUUCUUUUUCGAUAAUUCCCACUAUGGGAGAACUUGUAGCUGGUGACAAAGAGUCUUACCAGUACCUAGUUGAGAGCAUCCGACAGUUUCCGAAACAGGAUGUAUUUGCUCAGAUGAUCGUCGAUGCCGGCUUCCAGGCAGUGGAGUAUGAGAAUCUAGUUGGUGGUGUGGUGGCCAUUCACUCUGGUUUGAAGUUGUAAACCACAGAGCGGACAACAAUUAGCGCUUGUUAAGACCAACAUUUUAGUAAGAUUUACUGAACCAGUUAAAAACAAGUAAACCAGCAAAUAAUAACAUGUUCUUCAAUAUUUGCUUUGUUAAAAACAUUCUUCUACUUGGAUUGAACUUGCUAGUUAUUUUUCUCGACUAAUCUUUCAGAAUUUUGUCUGGCAUCAAUCAAAUUGUGACAUUCCUAUGAGAAGACAAUUUUUUUUUAUAUAAUGUUUUGGUGUUAUAUGAUA